Orbicella faveolata is the source of this 3772-nucleotide messenger RNA. RefSeq names its product dCTP deaminase-like. Lineage: Eukaryota; Metazoa; Cnidaria; Anthozoa; Scleractinia; Merulinidae. Gene Ontology annotation, cellular component: cytoplasm. Gene Ontology annotation, molecular function: zinc ion binding; dCMP deaminase activity. The record is from RefSeq and is a predicted model, not a curated record.
UAGGAUUGAUUUCUAUGAUCUGGGAAUGAAAAACAUCAGACUGACAAUGCUAGACUCGUCUUUUUGAGAUUGUUCGGAGUUAAUUUAUUAAUGGCAACGAAAUGAAGAAAAAAAAUCUAAAUUUGCCUUUUUAGCGUGCGGCACAAGCUCUCGCUUCCCUAUAAAAAAGACUUGAUGAGAGGGCGGAGUCAUCUUCGACAUCAUCAGUGUCAUUAAAUUUUAUUUUAGGCUUCUAUUUUCGAGGAAAUUUAAAUAUGUUUCUGGUCUGAUUCGAAGAAUAAAAGUUUUAAAGCUGAUGCAAGUUAACGUCUCGUGACGAAGCCGCAUACUAUCAUACUCUAUCCUGUCGCUUUGUUAUGUCUAAACGGAACAUAGCAUGUCUAGCCCGGCCUUCUUUAUAUGCAGUUGUUUGGUGAUUUUUAAGGGGUCUACAUGCGACAAUAAUGUACACGAUAAGAUAAUUUAUGUUCUCAGCUCGGUUUUACCAAAGAUGCAGAUCAUAAAUUUAAGUUGGAUCAUUCAAAUAAAUAAAUAAUUAAAUAGCAUAGGCCAAACCACUGGAUGAUCCCAACAAAAUACAAUGAAUUCUUUAUAAUUAAAAGACUCUCUCUUUAUGCUUUAGGCUAGAUCAUUUGCAUACAGUAAAUAGAAUAACAACUUUUGUCCAUGCACAAGCCGCAUUUGUGAUGCCCCACUAGGGUUGCCGAGGAGGGACUUCGAACUUUAGACUUCAGUCUCGGGACUUUAGGGACCAUGUUUCCAAUUUCCUCGGCUUUUCGUGUCCGACACGGUUGCAUACGAUACUUUUCCUUACCAUAACGCGUACAAUCAGACGCUGAUAUCGAUAUUAGCGACUGAUAAGACUGAUAAGACGGACAGUGCUCUUAAAAACAUGGCGUUACGUGUAAACAUGUGACGUCACAGACGGUGGACGUGGAUAAGUGCAUAGGACAACGCACACGUUCUUUGUUUACUCUUUGAUCAUUGUUUCAGCGUUCGGAGCCGUUCGGAGAGCAAGUAACUCUCUUUAGGAUCACCUGUAUUUUUUGUUUAUAUCAAGUUUGUAACGAAUCGAAUCAAUCACUUUAAGUUGUUGUGCGAACGGUUCAUAAUACCCGUAAUAUCAAGAAGUGAACAAUUCACAUCUUGCCGGUGGGAUGAAGACAAUGAAAGAUUACUUAUUGACCGGCUUUGGUACAUAACCGCCUGUUUAAAAUGAAUCAAGCAAGCACGCGAAGGUUCACGGAUUUUGUUAACACCAUCUCGAAAACCGAUCUGUUUUCGUGCUUGUCUCUGUGGAUGGAAGAGAGUCCACUCGCCACGAUAUCGGUGUGCGGCGAUUUCGAAAGCCUGUCGGCUACCGGUGAAGAUCAAGAUGAUUAUCGUGAUCGAGUCGACAACGAAGAUGUGCUCUGUGAUGUCCUUCAAGAAAGCGGUCCUUUGAGAAAGAAGUUUAAGAUAAACAACUGUAUCAUCGAGCAAAAGGACAGUGAAAAGGACAAAGAAUUAGGUACGCCGCUACAGGUUCACGAAAGCAAUGCAGUUUCGAAUCAUAUGGACAACACGACGGGUGUGAUUAAUGUCGGCCACUUUAAGGAGCCUCUUACUAAUUGUAUAGAAUCAAAUAGUAGACUAGAUGAGGAGAAAAAGCCAUCGAAAGGCUCUAUCUCAAGGUUGAACAAGAUUGGUGUGGUAAUGGUUGAUUCCCGGGAGAAUAUCGUCGCAAUUGAUUGUUCGCGUGACGUUGUUCAUGGCGUGACAAGUGUUUUGGUAGACUUCAGUGACCUCGCGGCAAAUUGCGUUAUUUACACUUCACGGAAACCCUGCUCUCUUUGUACGAAGCUGAUGGUACAAGCCGGGAUUUCUAGAGUGUGCUAUUUACCAUUUGAGCCUGAAAACCCUGACGAACACGACCUCGAUAAAGUUGAAAAGCUGUACCGGAUGAGCGAGAUAGGGCAGUCCAUUUAUGUUCCAAACAUUCAAAAGACAGUUUUAGUGGAAAGUGAAGUAAAACGCUCACCAUACGCCCCUCACAAGUUAUCUCACAGAAGUGUUCUUUUCACCCUGCUGAAUCGUUACUGGAGUGAACAAUGGAAAAGAAGCAUUACCCUAAAGCUAAAGUGGCCAGAAUUCAACGAAUGCAAACAACAAGUAGAUCACUCCAUUCACAUUAUGCUAGAAUGGAUUGCAAGAGUCACAUUUGGAGACUUACCAGAUUCUGUUAACUUUUACGAAUGUGAAGGAAGAAACCCGAACGGUAAUGAAGCAAGUUCGGGAUGCACUCGAGACACUGUCCCGAACCACGAGGAUACACCGAUCAUUCCCGACGCUAGUAACCCACUUUGGCAGGAACUGGCUCGGCAUAUGUCGAGAAUGGCGAACAUUUUGGCGCAACGUUCGAACGAUCCGAAAAGAGGAGUCGGGGCGGUAAUCUUGCAGCGGAAUCAAAUAGUAUCUGCGGGUUGGAAUGGCUACCCUCCGAAAGCUAACUACGGGGAUUUUCCGAGAGCUUCCCACAUUGAUGGUCCCUCGCUGACAAAAAAGUACGCUUUCUCGAUCCAUGCCGAACAAGCGGUGAUUUUAGGCAAGAACACACGGGACAUAAGCGAAGACUCAAGCACCAUGUUUGUGAGCAAAACCCCGUGUGAUGAGUGUGUCCCGCUUAUUUUGAAAGCAGGAAUUAAGAAUGUGGUUUUCCCACGGGACAAUCAACAAAGAAACCCUGCCUGCCUCAAGUACAUUCUGAUUCAGAGAAACAUUGCGCAAGGGAAGUUAAAUGGCUUCGAGAGUCGUUUUCCUCUGACUGAACAGACACAUUGUCAAGCAGAAGGUCCGGCUAUGACGAGGACACCACGACAGCUCUGCUUCAACGGAGAGGCAAAUGGACUUGCACCGGUAACUGACGCGAGUAAAUAAGAAAGAAAGGCCACGUACAGUCAGGAGUCCAUAACGAGGAGCGUCCCAUAUAUGCUUUCCACAUGAACCAUUGUAUGUCCACGUUGAACUAUUUUAAGCAGUGUUUAAUUGUAGAGCUUCUCUUACUUGAUUCUGAAGUUUCACCGAAAAACGCGCUGACGGCUAACACCAUUAUGAGAUUACCAAAUUACUGAGUUUGUUUGCGCGUUUUAAUAGCUCAAAAGUCUGGGCUGUUUCAAAACUCUCACCAGAUCAACUUUCUGUAUACUGUAUAUGUCUCAAUCUGCACAGAGGUGGUCUCCCAAACGUUCGCUUCCAGACAAAAAAAAAUGUGUAAUCUUGUUAAUCUAAUAACUUGUGGAUCUAAUGUGGAGGUUAUUCUUGCAAACGGGUGAACAUAAGGUAGAGGGUGACACAGUGAUAAAGAUAUUCAAUGAUGAUGAUAACCAACUUGAGUUUUCUCCUCAAAAUAUCCGCAAUACCAAGUCUUGCCGACAAGUUGUGAGAAUACAGAUACUGAUCAAGGAGAAAUUCAACAUUUAUCGAAAUAAUCCCAACUUCAAUGUUGCUAUACAAUAACCAAUGUGUGGUGAUGGGGAUUUUCUUUCUUCGCUUAAGAGUGAUUACGUGUACUUGCUUGGAGAUGUUUUUUAUUCUUAGUCUGUUUCGGGCGUUCAGCUAGUUGGGGGUUAGCGCGAAGUUCGGUGACUGCAAAAUGGGGCAGGAUUUGAAGUCUAGUUGGUUUAUUGGGUUGUUUACGUUUGUUGUGAUUGGCCGUUGUAAUAAUAUUGGUUUUAGACAAUUGAAAACGGCCACGAGGCGAUCGACCUGGUGAUUCAGGGCUUCUCCUGUUUCU